Podospora anserina S mat+ is the source of this 1149-nucleotide messenger RNA. RefSeq lists its product as uncharacterized. The record is from RefSeq and is a predicted model, not a curated record. Lineage: Eukaryota; Fungi; Ascomycota; Sordariomycetes; Sordariales; Podosporaceae. The transcript is spliced from 2 exons. The annotation marks the transcript as partial.
UGGUCGGUAGUGGGGUCGGUUUCGCUUCGUUUGUUCCAGAAUCGUUCUGCGCCGCCCCGCAUUGCGUCAUUUAAACCUCUGGAAGUGAGUGCGCCUUCAUUUUCUCGGUUGGGAAAAAAAUACAUUUGUUAUGAUCAUCAGCCAUCGCUUCAGCAAGACACAACGUUGAACUUUGACACACUGAAAAGGAUCAAACAACAACCAGCAACCGGCUCAAUCAUGAGUUCCCAGCCCCUCAAGAUCGGGUUUGUUCCCGAGCAUUUCUCGACGCCCAUUUACUUUGCCCACAAGCACUUUGGACUCGAUGCCGAGCUGAUCCCCUUUCCCUCGGGGACCGGACACAUGAUCACGGCGAUCCGGGCCGGAGAGAUCGAUGUGGCCAUCGGUCUGACGGAAGGAUGGAUUGCUGGAUUGGGCAAGACAGAACAGACUGAGGAGAAUGACGGCGGGUAUAGACUCGUUGGAACAUAUGUGGAAACGCCGCUUUGCUGGGCCAUCUCAACAGGAAACCAGCGUCCCGAGAUCCAAUCCGUCGACUCGCUCAAAGGUGGCAAGAUUGGCGUCUCCCGUAUCGGCUCCGGCAGUUAUGUCAUGGGCUAUGUUCUAGCGGAUCAGCGUGCAUGGCUCGUCCCAACCACGGGGGUGGGCACGUCGGCCGAGUCUGCGUCCCCUUACUCGGAUUUUGUGGUGCUCAACACGUUUGAGAAUCUCCGGAAAGCAGUGAACGACGGGACUGCGGAUUUCUUCAUGUGGGAGCAUUUUACUUCCAAAAAGUAUUACGAUAAUGGAGAGAUUAGACGUGUGGGGGAGAUCCACACUCCCUGGUCAAGCUGGAAGAUUGUGGCUUCCACCAAGUUGGUGAAGGGCACCGCGUUGGAUGGCAGGGUGGAUGAUCUGCUGGAGAAGCUGAACAAGGGCAUCCGGCAUUUCAAUGAGAAUCCAGAAGAAGCAGUCGAGUACAUCAGCACGAACUUGGACUACUCGGAAGAAGAUGCUAGGGAAUGGCUCAAGACAGUCAAGUUCCCGGAGAGAACACAGGGGGUUGACUUGAACGUGGUCAGGAGUACGGUCGACAUCCUGAACAAGGCCGGAGUCUUGACCCAAGGGAAAGGGAUUCAGGCCGGAGAUAUGAUUGUCAAACAACGAUAG